Molecule: messenger RNA, 1297 nt
Organism: Microplitis mediator
Lineage: Eukaryota; Metazoa; Arthropoda; Insecta; Hymenoptera; Braconidae
Exons: 4
Coding region: 175-1149 (324 amino acids)
Source: RefSeq, a predicted model, not a curated record
UAUUUAGACAAGUGCCGUGACUAUUUUAUAUUAUUAUAACACAGAUACAUUUUUCGAUAGCGGGGAAUAUUCGUAUAAAUAGUCAAAUUAAUCAUUCUUUCAGAUCAUAGUUAAUUAAGUUCUUGUCUGAACUACAUAAAAUAAUACGUACAUUGUCUCUCAUAAUAAAUAAAAAUGCAUGUUAAAGUUUUUAUAUUAACUCUUUCUGCUUGUGUAUUUGCUGAGCCUCAUUCCGUAGCACCAAAUGCACCAAAUGCACCUCACAGUUACACUGGAGAUUUCCUACGAAAAAUCGGUGAUUUCAAACAUCAAGAAGCUGACGUUGCUGACAAUAUUUUUAACUCAUUGAAAUUUCACGGUAAUCGGAAUGCUCAUACAGCUCCGGGUGAUUUAUUACGAGGUGUUGGUGAUUUUAAGUAUCGGGCGGCAGAUGCUGCUGAUGAUGUAGUAGGAUCAAUCAAAGAUAAGGUAGGGCAAGGAACAUCGUUAAUUUCCGGUGUAUUUCAAGGACUUUUAAAUAAGAAACAUUCAGGAAGUGAACAUCAUCCGACCCCAUCGACAUCACCUGCUCCUACUCUGCCACCACAAACAGGGUCUACAGACUUUUCUGCAUCAUUUACUCCACCACAGCCAGGUUUUACAUACCCAUCAGGGCCACCUGCAGGAUCUAUAGACUUCUCUGGAUCAUAUAAACCAUCUUUCCCACCACAAAAAGGAUCACAGCCAGGUCUUUCAUACCCAUCAGGGCCACCUGCAGGAUCUAUAGACUUCUCUGGAUCAUAUAAACCAUCUUUCCCACCACAAAAAGGAUCACAGCCAGGUCUUUCAUACCCAUCAGGGCCACCUGCAGGAUCUAUAGACUUGUCUGCAUCAUAUAAUCCGUCUUCCCCACCACAAAUAGGAUCACAGCCAGGUUUUUCAUACCCAACAAAGUCACCUACAGGAUCUGUAGACUUUUCUGGAUCAGCAGGAUAUUACCCCGAUUACGAUGUGUAUCCAUAUCCAGACGUCAGAAAAGCAGAAGGCCGUUUCGUAUUCAUAUAUGAUGGAGGACAAAGGGAUCUAACGGUCGAUGAAAUUAUUCAAGCUGGAAGAUAUCUUGAAGCAGCAAAAAAGGCAGCUCUCAAUGAUAAAAAAAAGACAUCAUAGAUUUAUAAAGAAUAUUUAUACAAAAAUUUUAUAUGAAUAGUAUUAGUUAUUAGUCUUAUGUAUAAAGAUUGCAAUAUAAAUUUAAGAACAAUAUUGUCUACAAUUAUUUUUUAUCUCUUAAGUUUGUUACUUGUCAUGUAUAGAAAAA